AGCGACUAAACCACUACCACCAAAUCAUAAACCAUUCCUCUCUCCAGAGGAAUAUAAUUGAAUUCAGAGUCUCUGCAACAUAACAGAUUGCAGAGUCUUUGCAAUCCAAAGUUACUCCACAUACAAAGAGCUGGGGUGCUGUGAACCAUCCUCAAGGGAAAAUACAGUCAACAGACUGUCAUCAUGUAAUGACUCAGGUGUUGGGUGAUCAGACAAGCACUUCAAAGCCAACGGAGUAACUGUGUUCAGUGACAUAAAGGAAAAGACACUCCUAGUGAACAGAAACAUAGGAAAUCUCAGCAGAGGGAUAGAAGAUGUUUUUUAAAACCAGCCAAAUGGAAAUUUAGAAUUGAAAAAUAUAACACUUGAAAUAAAACAUUCACUGAAUGGGCAUAAUAGACUGGAAAGGACAAGAAGUAGUCAGAUGGGGGGAAGCCAGAGGAGCCUUAGGGACUCAGAGGGCAGCGACAAGUGUGAAAUGCACAGUGACUGUGGAGCCCAGAGGGGAGGUGAGAGGCACGGUGGGGCAGGAGAAGUGCUUGACGAACAGACUCUCCCGAUUAAAGAAGCUCAGGGAGUCUCAAACUGGGUGAAUAUGACUACCGCCGCACCUGGGCACAUCAUUUUUAAGUUACUAAACACUUUAAGCUUCACUUUAAAAAUCUUGAAAGCAGCCAGAGAAAAACAACAGAUUACACACACACAGUGCUGCAAACACUGGGAACUUAUCACAUAAGGCCAGUGGAAUGCUGGAGGAAAGAUAGUCAGCUUCCCAGCCGCAUGUGCUAAAUACAGAUAUUUUCAGAAAAAGGGAAGCUGAUAGAAUUUGUUGCCAUCAUCUGUAUAUUGUCAGAAAUGCUAAAGGAAGUUUUUCCUGGCUGAAGGUAAAUGAUAUGAGAGUGAAACUCAGAUCUUUAUGCGAGUGAUGAGCAUCAAAAAGAGUAAAUACCUGGGGGAACGUCUUCUUUAAAGUAUGUAUUUAGGGACUUCCCUGGCAGUCCAGUGAUUAAGAUUCCACACUGCGUAUGUAGGGAGCACUAGCUCAAUGCCAGAUCGGAUAACUAAGAUCCUGCAUGCCGCAUGACUCCCCCCCCCACAAAAAAAACGUGCAAUAUGUAUUUAAAGAAAAAAACCAGAACGUGUCUUGAGUUUGUAAUGCAUGCAGGUGAAAUACGCAUGAUGGCCAUCACAUGAAGCCACGGGUGAGGGGUCCACGGACCUGCAGGUUCUGCCUUGGCGUGUCGUGCUGCCGUGUUCUAAGCAGGCUGUGAAAUGGGGUCAGAGCAACAACCAUGAAAUUAUGCAGAGAACCAUAACUAAAGAAGAUAAAUUGAAAGGGAACUUAAAAAAAAAUCCAAAUAAUAUGAAAGAAAGCAGGAAAGAGAGAAGUAAAACACUGGAGAGAUGAGCAGAAAACAAAACAGUAGCCUUAAACCCAGCCAUAGUGUCAUUAUACACUUGCCAAAGCCCAGCAUCAAAAGUGACCCUGUUCUAAACAUGGACUUGAGGCAAGAGUGAUGUGCCCAUGUAGGUUCAUCAGAGUACUUCCCUGGGGCAGGGUGUUAAUAGUGGAAGAGGCUCUGCUUAUGUGGGGGCAGCAGAUGUAUGAAACUCUCUUACUUCCUGCUUAGUUUAGCGAUGAGCCCAAAACUGUUCUUAAAAAAAUAAUCUUUUAGGUAUUAAGACAAAGGAACAAGUAGAAAACAAAUAAUAAAAUGGUAGACCUGAGUCUAACCACAGUGAUAUUUACAUUAAAUAUUAAUGGACUAAACUCUCCAGUUAAAAGUUAGAAAUGAUAAAAUGGGUAAUAAGCAAGACCCUAUGACAUGCUGUCUAUGAGAGAUUCACUUUAAACAUAAAAAUCACAAGCUGAAAAUAAGUGGAUGCAAAACGUGUAUGUAUACAAAUAGCACAAGAAGGCUGGAGUGGUUGUACUAAUAUCAGGUAAAGUAGGUUCAAGAUAAGGAGUAUUACCAAAGAGAACCAGAAAAUUCUAGUGAUAAAGAGGUGGUUUCAUCAGAAAAACAUAUCAGUUACAAAUGUACCCAAUAAAGGGAAUAAUAAGCAAUUCCACAAUCAUAGGCAAUUUUAACAUCUUUCUCUCACCAGUUGUUAGAACAAAAGACCUAAAGAAAUCAGUGAAGACAUAGAGGGUCUGAACAGUGCUCCUGGAAUCUUGACCUGAGGGGUGUUUAUAGAGCCACACCCAUCAGAAACAGAACACAGAUUCCUUCUAGUGCAUGUUCUCUAGCGUAGACCAAAUGCUGUGCCCUGAAACAAGCUUCCAGGAAAAGUAAAGAAGUAAAAGCUGCAUUUAUUUGCAUAGGACAUGAUUAUUUAUAUAGAAGAUGCUAAGAAAUCUGAAAAAGUCCUUAGGAUGGAAAAAAGCAAGAACCAUUAGAGAAAAAAUGGAUGCAGUUAAUUUUUAAUUUGUUCUAAAGAGACCCAUAAGGAAAUGAAAAGACAAGUCACAGAAUGGGAGAAAUGUCUGCAGUACACAUACCCAGCAAAGGACAUGUGAAGAGCUAGCACAUAAUAAUAGAAAGACAACUCAGCCAAACAUGGUGGCCCAGAGAAGUGAACAGACUCAUCACAAGAGAUGUAAGGUGUGUGAGCGGCCCACAAGCAGGACAGAGGUGCUGACCAUAUCUAGUUACAGAAACACAGAUGGGAACAGAGAACCACCGCCCACCCGACAGUGUGUGAUCACGACGUGGUGUGGCCAGAGCAGGUGAGGCGCUCAGAGCUGCAGGGGCUGCAUGUGGAGCCAUGGCCAGAGAAGAGCUGGGCAUUAGCUUCCCAGAGUUACCUUGACCCAGUGCUUCCAGAUGUUGACCCAAGAAAGAAGGCAAGUGACCGUGCAGGAACAGGCCCAAGAAUGUCUCCGGCAGCGUUAGCCAAAAUGUGGAAAUAGCCAUGUGGCAAUUGGCAGGCAGUGGGCAGGGGAAGCGUCCUUACAGUGGAUGCCACUGAGUCACAAGAGGGCAAAGUACAGAGGAAUUCAAAGAUCCUGGCGGCCAUGCUGAUGGGCAGGAGCCCAACCCAAGGUGCGUGGAUGGUGUGGUCUUUUCCCCCGAAAUUCCAAGAGACACAGUCCACGUGUAGUGGUGGGGUCUGAGGAGGGACAGUGUGGUGUGCACACUAUCAGUGGUGUCUGUUAAGCAGAUGGAGGUGUCGGCUGAGCUGAUUCCUGAAUCAAAGUUGGCAGCGUGUGACACCAGUAGUUGCCACUGAGGGGACUUCACAUCCCAGAAAGGGGCUGGUGCCCCAAGGAAGAGCUGGUGUUUUUAAUGAGGGUACUUGACUCCAGACUGGGGGAGCGCCAUCUGCUCCAUCAGCCUGGACUGAACCCAGCACAGAGCAAGCAACAGGACAGACCCCAGCCUGGGACCCCUGGGCCCUGGGCCAGUGGACGGAGCCGCUCGUCAUCCCCCAGGCCCAAGUGCGCUCUUUGGGACACACCCUCCCUUGAACCUGAGCUCGUCUUCCUCAUGCACAGCUUCCUCCUACAGCUGUUUUUAUUAAGAGAGAAGUCUUUUUAGAAGUGACUUUUGUGUGUUUGGGACAGAUUAUAAUUGUGGUUCCCACCUUGCAGAAAUUGAUUAAAAAUCCAACUAACGUUUACUUCCAGGGUCGUGCAGGCUAGUGUGUUUCCCUGGUUACUCUAGAGAUGUGGCAGCAUGAGCACUAAAUCACCUGGGCUGUCUCGUUUCUAGUGGUUUCCGUGUUAGGAAGUUUACUUGAGGCCGGUGAUCCUAUUUCGUCUGUUUGCUCUCUGGACCCACUGCCCAUCAGAAGCUCUUGCCCUGGACUCCCUGUGCCGUCGCCCAGCUGGAGGUUGCUCACACGCCCUUCUGUGAUGAUGGCAGGCUGGGCUCCAGGGUUGUGACACUCUAGAGCCAGCAACCAACCCCCUGACUGCUGAUCAAGGGUGGCAAGGGCCUGAAUGUCUGCAGCCCACGUCCAAGAGGGCCAGAGCCUGCACUCCGGGACAUGGCACUCCGGCGUGCCGUCUUCCUGGCUGGCCUCCUGGUGGAAGUUGCUAGCAGAGCCUCAGGAACUGCGGGUCAGCAGCCUGAGUGCUGUGUGGAUGCGGGAGACAUCAAUGCCACCUGCCCAGGCACUAGCCUGUGUGGCCCAGGCUGCUACGGGCGCCCGGCCGAGGAUGGGAGCGUCAGCUGCAUCCAGUGCAGGAACGGAACCCACAACAGCUCUGAGUGCAGAGGCCUUGCCGGCCGAGGUGCACAGUUCCCUGUGAACAAGAGCACAGGGAUGCCUGGGCGGCAGAAUGUCGGGGGCCCUCAGGUGGCCGCCUCCCUCUUCCUGGGGACAUUUCUCAUCAGCUCGGGCCUCAUCCUCUCUGUGGCUGCAUUCUUCUACCUCAAGCGAGCCAGCAAGCUGCCCAAGGUCUUCUAUGGAAGAAACAGAGCUCCCGCCCUGCAGCCUGGCGAAGCCGCCGUGAUGAUUCCCCCACCUCAGUCCUCAGUGAGGAAGCCGCGCUACGUCCGGCGUGAGCGGCCCUUGGACAGAGAUGUAGGCCCCACCACUGUCUCCUCUGUGGAGGCCCGAGUGAGCAACGUCUGACCCCGAGGUCCACCCGCAACUCCACAUACCGCAGAAGAGGGGCCCCCAUGCACAAAGGCUGGGCACUGCCCAGCGAGGCCUCGGGAUGGGCUCAGACAUGGCCCUGGCUUGGCUCGUCUGAUUCCAGCCACAUAUGCAAGGGGAGCCGCCCACCUGCAGGCCUUCCUCACCGCACAUGGCACUCAGUAUGACCAACCCGGGGCAUCACUCCAGCCUCUGCCCUUGAGCCCAGGUGGGGAGCCAGGCACAUGGGGUCUGGGCCCCAUGGGAGAGACAGCCUACAGGACUCCAGAUGCUCCUCUGCCCUGGAGUCCAUGGUGAGCAGAUUCCUUGCAUCCUCUCUGAGAGCAGUGAGGCCCAGGCCUUUGAAGUUCCAGCUGCAUCCACAUGGAGGUGGUACAGGCCUGGGGACCGCCCACCCACCCCAGGCUCAGGCACCACAGGCUGUGCUGCAUUGCUGCCUAGUCCCAGGAGCUGCAGGACCGAGCUGCUUGGCUUCCUGCUGACUCCUGUCUGUGUUUAAGCAGAAACGCAUUUUGUACAGAAGUCCAAGAGGCAUGCUGCCCUCAUCUGAGCCCUGCCUGGGCCCCAGGCGCUACAGGUCCUCAUCUACCUGGGGAUGGAAACUGGCCUGAAACUGCUGGAGGUCAAGGUUGCCCAGGGACGUGUCCACCCAGGGACACAUUUACCUGUGACUGCUGCCUGGAAGCCUGGACUAGCUCAUCACGCCAGCCUCCCAAGGACCUCACUGGCUGGCAGUCCUGUCUGGCUGCCCCCACCCUGAGGCACCAGCCAAGGUUCCCAUGGAGACAGGAGUGUUGGGGCACCCGCUGCAUGCGGGUGGAGUGUGGCCUGGCCUCCCCAGAAUCUCUAUUGGGACUGCUGUCUCCUCCUUCAGGAUCUGGUCCGAGUCCGUGCCGCCCGAGGCAGGGCCUGUGUGGCCAGCCUCCCAACUUCUGCACCGUGAUUCCCACUGGAGCCUUUGCAGUUUCUGGACGUGAGCUUGGUCACCAGGACAUGAACGGAUGACUGGCUGGUGGCCAUGAGCGGCAGCCACCUGAAAUUAGCGUCAAUAAACCACUCAGGCCUUUCUUACUGCC
This is a messenger RNA of Capra hircus (goat), 5684 nucleotides long. It is a transcript of the gene C16H1orf159, whose product is annotated as chromosome 16 C1orf159 homolog. The transcript has 10 exons. The coding region runs from base 3994 to 4584 and encodes 196 amino acids. The record is from RefSeq and is a predicted model, not a curated record. Lineage: Eukaryota; Metazoa; Chordata; Mammalia; Artiodactyla; Bovidae.